AGCCGAAUGCGCGCCAGCUCAUGCAGGGACUCGACACGCUCACGUGAACCCUACAAUACAUUAUCGCACGCCAUACUGAACGCGUAGACAUGGACGGCGAUAUGUGAACACCGGCACCGACUCGCACAUGACCGUGGCUAGCUCUCAUUUCGCUACUUGCGAUACCAUACGGCUGCGCAUGCUGCCCGACGUCCUCAUCGCCCACCGGUCGCACAAUGUAAUACUUACAGUACGUGCUCCGGUACCCCAGGCUGCGACCUCAAGUCAUAACCAGCACCGCAGUACAGCUUGAUCAAAGAGUCUAAGUUCGUUCUGCGUGCUAAAGGACACGUCGCUGCUACGCUCGCUGGUGUACGAUGGUUUGCGCUGAGGAAAUGUCCGCAUGAGCCCAGCUAGUCGAAUGAUCAGCGGCACGUCCAUCGCUGUGGCCUUCAGCUGCGCAUUGUUCGCUUGUUCGGCACGGGAUGGGCAUACCAGUCAUCUGCGCUCCCGAUUGCAAGACUGGCUGUGUGUCCGAGUGCUCUACCGUG
This is a messenger RNA of Baudoinia panamericana UAMH 10762, 530 nucleotides long. RefSeq lists its product as uncharacterized. NCBI's taxonomy places the organism in Eukaryota, Fungi, Ascomycota, Dothideomycetes, Mycosphaerellales, Teratosphaeriaceae. The coding region runs from base 128 to 292 and encodes 54 amino acids. The transcript has a single exon. The record is from RefSeq and is a predicted model, not a curated record.